AUGGAAUUACGUGUGUUGGGGAAAUUUUCUCCAUUUGGGGAAACAUUUAUACAUCACAAUAAUAUUGACGACAGUGGACAAGCUUCAAGGGCUGAAAGUAGGCUUCAAAGCAACCACCAUAUUCGGCCUUCGUUUGAACCUACCUACCAACUUUACCCGUCACAAAACAAUGCUCAAACAAAUAAACCCAAAAAUCAGAGCUCUGAUUUUGAGGAAGAGCUAUAUGUUAAAGACAAACUUGUAGUUUGGAGCCGUGGAAACUUACUCAAGAAAAGUUUUAAAUUUGAAAGCCCUGUUAUUCAGGCAUUAUUUGUCUGGUUCGAAAAUUAUACGCAAACACCUCAACAAAAUUCUCUAGACACCAAUUCUUAUAUUAACAACGUUCUAAUACGCGAGCGCUGCCUGUGCAUUAUACUUCAUAAUUCAGCAAAAGUAUAUUUUGAAAAUGGAGAUUCUCAUGCUUUUAGGAUACCUUCUAUUCAACGUGCUUGGGCUUUAGAGCUUGGAAUAUUAUUUGAAUGUUUUCUUGAAGAUAAUCCCUGCUUAUCAGAAUCAAUGCAAGAUGACUCUAUACCCACACCACCUCCGACUCUGCUCAGCCUUCUUGAUCCGUUGGCCGAAAUUAAAGCUGUUUCGAUAGUCGACAAGAUACUUUAUAAUAAUGAAGAAUUGGUUUUUCUGGGUCCAAUGAAUCCUUUUACUAAUGCUGAUGAGGAAUUGAUUUUCGUCGGCGGAGCAACUACAAAUGAUCCCUUGAUAUUUACAUAUAAUCGUCAAACAGGGCGACAAUAUUUGUAUAGAUAUGGAAUCAAAAGAGGAAGUAAUAUUAUUGGCGAAAUGGAAAAUCCCGGUCGACGGAGUUCUGGCUUAAAAUCUGAUUUGGUAGAUAGGUUUUUACAUCCUGAUUCUCAAAAUUUCUUGUCAUAUGAAAGACGAGAUUUCUCUGAGGCCUCCGUAGAGGUUUAUUUAGAGUUACUCUGGUCAGAAAAUUAUCAUCCGAGUGGAUCUAUAAACGAUCUCUCUGCAUUUAUUGCACACGAGUCUAAUGGUGGAAAAGUCUUUGGAAUAUUUACGAGAUCAACUGAGACCUUAACUUUACUAGACAUUUUACAAGAACGUGAUCAACAUCGGAUUUCAUUCAAGUCUCAGUUCUCGGCUUUGGCUGCAAUGUCGAUUUCAUCGACUCGACCAAAUUUGUUAGAUAUAUUAAUGCUCAAGAAAGAUGGAACUUUAGAACUUUGGAUCGGAUCUGAUAAAUUUUUGCCGAUUACGGUUCCGAAUGAAGAUUUUUUUUGCAUGAAAGAAGAAUCCUUAGUAAAUAGAGUGAUUGAUAUAAAAGAUUGUGUUCAACAUCGAGUCAAUAUUGUAUUAUCCGACGAUAUGGUUUUAAGGACAAGUCUCAAUUUUAUAUUGUCUUCUACCUUAGUCAGGAGUUGCAUGGGCUCUUUAAGCUUCGCUAUACCAGUUUCGGAAUAUCUUGAAUUCAAACUAAGAUUUCUUCAAUAUACUUUCGGGAAUGCUAACAAAUAUAUGGAAAUCCCUCAAGCGAGCGAGUGGGAAAACUUCAUCGUUACCCUAUUAUCCUUUUGCCAUACAAAUCCUAGCAAUGAUGUUAGCAUGUCUGACGAUGAUCAAAACACGUCAAUUCUUUACAAUGACGAUGAUUGGAAUGCGCUGUUGUCUAUACCUCAUCAUCGCAAAAUUGAUUUAAACAACAUAUAUCAGAGUUUAGAGCCUACCAAUGCCCACGUGAUGGAUAAUUCAAUCAUAAACAAUUAUGAAAAGUCGAAAAGGCUUGCAGUUCUGUUUUCUUUCGAGCGUAAUUUUCAAGCAUAUCUUCCAUCUAUUCUGUAUGCUUUGCAUUUACUUUAUGAGGAUUUAAAAUUGAAUGUCAUCCUACAAAAGUACAUGCAGUAUCACUUGCCAUUGCUAAUGCAAUUGGCCAGUUUGCUUGGCUGGGAGUCUUAUUUGGAUUAUUAUACAAGGCACAAUAUAACAGGGAAAUCAUUGAAACUGACAAAAGAUACGAUAAAUACCGAGGAAAUUGAGUAUAAUAAAUCAAUACUUUCACCUCCAAACAUUUACCAAUGGAUUCUUUAUCGGCUAAGAACAAAAGGCGUCAUCACUCAAUUUCCUUCAGUACAUGAUAUUGGUCUAUUAUUCAAUAUACCAUGUCCAGAAAUUAUCCGUGAUUUCGAUUGCUGUACACGAACAUUGAAAGUCUGUGGCUUCUGUAACGAGUUAUUUGCAGUAGGCCCUGCUUCGAUGAUCCUCAAAAUGGUCCAGGAAGGUUUUAAGCUGAAAGAUGUAGAUGCCCUACCUUUCGGCAUUGCUCUGCCUUUACGCGAAGCCAUCCGAAAAUGUCGGAUGCGCCCGCCAAAUGAUUGGCCUGGUGAUGCUUAUAUUCUGAUAGGAAGAGAAGAUCUAGCAGAGUUGAUUUCUGGAAAUCCAAUAGCAACUACUUAUUUCCAUUCUCGGCGUGGAUUAAAAUUGGAUCGUAAACCUGAUGAUAUUCACUCUAUUUGUCAAUCGGUCACACCUUUUGAAGCAUCCACAUCAAAUAAUCCAGAGAUUAGCAAUCAUGAAAUAUCUGAUUUGCGCUUUGACCGAGAUCGCAGACUAGUAGAAGUUCAACGACUUUUGCAUCCUUCUAAUAUAAUAAAACUGUCUUCAGUGGGAUCUGAUCAAAAUGGGAAUGAAGGUGAUAUAUCUGGUAGAAAUUUAGAAUGGAUUUCUGCUCACUGUAUGAAAAAUUUCGCACAGCCUGUUGGUCGUGGUAUUCUCACGUAUGGGACAACAAUACCAAUUGCUACCGAAGUAUUUCCUAUUCCAGGAAUAUGCACAAGUGUUCGAAUAUUACCUUCUAAUACUGUUAGGGUCCUAGAUAGAGGGCUACGUUCUCAAGAAAUUAUUGAUUGGCCUGAAUUUCAUGAUGGUGUGGCUGCGGGUCUUCGUAUAACUCGUGAAAGCACAGAAGUUGAUGGAUCAUGGAUUGCACUCAAUAAGCCUAAAGAGCUCAGCAAUGGUCAUGCUGGAUUCUUAUUAGGUCUAGGUUUGAAUGGGCAUUUGAGAUCUUUGGGUGCAUGGAGAGCUGUAGAUUAUUUGAUGAAAACGCCAAAACACGAUAUGACUUCGAUUGCUUUGGUCAUUGGUAUUCCGGCGUCCUACUGUGAAACAAUGGACACGCAAAUAACGAAAUUGGUUGGAGUUCAUGUGCCUGCCCUUCUCCCUCCCAACUCUACAUCUUUAAAUGUUUCGUCUCUAAUUCAGACAGCCGCGGUGCUUGGGAUAGGUUUGCUUUUUUUGGGAACUUGCCAUCGACGUAUGGCUCAGGUCAUGCUUGGAGAAAUUGGAGGGAAAAGUUUAAUGGCUGCGGAAAACACUGAAAUUGAUUAUCGAGAAGGUUAUUCUCUCGCGGCUGGCUUUGCUCUCGGUUUUAUCACACUGGGUCGUGGACAUAAUGCCCCGGGUCUUGCAGAUCUUGAUAUUUUUAAAGAAUUACGCUUGCUGAUAACUGGUGGCAAAGGCAAAAAUUCCUCUGCUCCUUCACAAAGUUCCGGAUUUGGCGGCUCUAGACCCGGAGACAUCAAUGUGAAUACAACGUCAUUAGGCGCAACGAUAGCUCUCGGUCUAAUGUUUUUGAAAACAAACAAUGAAAGCGUAGCAGAUAAAAUUACUAUUCCUAAAACUGCCUACUUUCUGGACUUUGUGCGGCCAGAUUUUCUUGCAGUCAGAAUUCUGAGCAAAAAUUUAAUAAUGUGGGAUAGCAUAGAAUGCAAUGUGGCUUGGGUUGAAAAUCAUAUUCCCGCAUUUAUUAAAGAAAAGCUUGAAAAGAACCCUGACGAUGAUAACAUUGAGUCUAUAAAGCAAUCCUAUUAUUAUAUACUUGCAGGUGCAUGUUUCAGUAUUGGUUUGAAAUAUGCAGGCUCGGUAGAUGAAGUAGCCUUACAUUGCCUCCUACACUACCUGGACUUUUUCAUGGCACGUGCAAGUGCGAGAGCCACUUCUUUUGACCAAAGAAUUACACAUCAGACGGUAAAGACAUGCGUAAAUGUACUUACAACUUCAGCUGGUAUUGUCAUGGCAGGAACCGGGAAUUUGGAGUUGCUGCGAAGAUUGAGAAAAUUGCAUCGACCGGAAAUCAAUCACGUCAUCUCGCGUAAUUAUGGAAGUCAUAUGGCAACUAGCAUGGCUUUAGGAUUUCUGUUUUUAGGUGGGGGCACUUUUACUCUCUCCACGUCCAACAAAGCAAUAGCAGCACUUGUCUGCUCCUUAUUUCCUCGAUGGCCGACAGAUCCUACUGAUAAUCGAACACAUAUGCAAGCAUUUAGACAUUUAUGGGUCCUCGCGCUUGAACCUAGGUGUCUCGUCGUGCGCGAUGUUGAGACAAGAGAAGCAUGUCAUAUGCCGGUUAAAGUUAUUAUCAGAGGCACAGAAGAAUCUAAUGAUGCUCAAAUAGCACCUGGUUCCUCAAAUAAGAUAGAGCAAAUGGUUGCUCCUUGUUUAUUGCCGGAAGCAAAAUUUGUGGAACGGAUUGAAAUUGAUACUCCUAGGUAUUGGCCGAUAAGUCUUGACUUGAGAAACAAUCGCACACUUGCCAAUCGAUUUUGGCAAAAUCCAAUUAUAUAUGUUAAAAGGAAAAUGGGUCAUCUGAGUUACUUGGAGGACCCUCAAAGUAUUUGGAGUUUGAACUCGCGCCUAUUUCCACGCAAGACACCAAGUAAUCAAUCAACUGGAGGUCAACACAGCAGCAAUAAAUGGGAAUUUGUCAAGGUUUUCUCAUCAGAUCCUCAAGUCUUAGCUUUCGCAAGGCAUUUUUGUGAAAAUGAAAUGGAUCGAGAUUUGGCAACAUUUUGUACUGGGGUCUUGCAGGAAUGUUUGAACUCGGAUAAACCUGAAGCAAUUCAGAUUUAUUUGGCUCUCUAUCAAAGCCAGCAGAAUCUCAAUAUGAACGUGCUUUUACUAUGGAACAUCAAGAUUCUUCUUGCUUAUUAUGAGCAUGCUGUGAUCUCUUGUCCUGACGCAACGCAAAACCACGCUCUCAUCCAAAAUGCUUUCGUCACUUCGAUCAGGCAAAAUAUGAAUAAGUUCUUUUCUCUAUCACCACCAUUGACUACAAUAUCAUCAGAAAGUGAGCAAUCGCAAUUUGCUCGUGCUUUACAAUAUUAUUUUACCAAUCUGAAAUUUCCCUCAGCAGAAGAAUCGGAAGAUAUGAAUGCUAACGGGCUAUUGAUUCAAUUAGCCAAUUUUCUUGUCUAUAAUGACGUACCAGAUCCCAAAACAAUACGUAAUAUCAGUAGUUGCAUGCAAAGUUUGCGAGCCAAUUUUGCACAGGAUACCAAUGUAAUUGACGAUAGUGGAUUGGUGAAUGAUCAUGUGCUCAACGUACUCUUGGCAUUCUCGCCGCAUUUAACGAAAAAAAUUAUUCAGACUAUAGUAAAAAUGCUGUCAUAA
Messenger RNA from Ambispora gerdemannii, 5454 nucleotides. Lineage: Eukaryota; Fungi; Glomeromycota; Glomeromycetes; Archaeosporales; Ambisporaceae. The record is from the annotation of a GenBank genome assembly.